UUACGGAGAGAGCAGCGUCGGUAAUGUCGUGGAACAUCUUUAAAUACAGAGGAAAUAAUAAACACCGUGAAAGUUACAAAGAGGUCCUUUAAUGAACUGUACAACAAUAGAACUAAGACUACAGUGUAGAUGAUAGAAGCUGGAGUUCCUGAGAGCGAGAAUAUAUCGAUUGAAGGUGACUCGUUCUCGUAUUAGUGCUGGCUCAGCCGCAUGGAUAGUCUAUUUCGUCAAGAUCGAAGCAGUGCCUGUACCUGCCUUUCAUGGUGUCCAAGAAAUGCCAGCCAUUUUCUUUCAUCUUUUACUACAAAUGUAAGAGCCACAGGAAAACUGAGCAAAGCCACUUCUGGCUAUCUGCUGUUUCUGCCGCGGGUAAUAGGAAAUAGUACCCCGAAUUUCAGCGUUGUAAGUCCGUAAACUUACAACUGUCUCAUCGGCGGACGAAAAGGGUGAAACUUCGACUUCAAAUAUUUGAGUUUUUAACAUCUGGAACUCCUUAAUACCGGGAUUUUCUACAUGAAAUCUGUGAAGAAUAGAAGACGAUAUUUCAAGACUUAUCACUAGCGCAUUUUAAAACUAUCUCCAAGCGUGUCUUCAUAUUACGAAGAAAUACUUAAAGGGUCCCGAAUCAAACAUUGAUAACAAACUUUUUUUUGUGUGUGUAUUUAGAAAGACUAACAACGAUUUUUUUUAUUUCUAAACACUGUAAACAUGAUACGUUUUAGUGGUUAUAUAAUUUCUUUGGUAAUAGUCUUCUGGGCGGCUACGUGUGAGAGCUUUAUCUUGGAAGGCUCGCCUACGUCUUACGCUCAGUUUAAGACGUGGAACGGAUCUCUCUCGUUUGAAUUUCAAACUAACGAACUCAACGGACUUCUUUUUUAUACUGACGACGGAGGAAGAUUUCGCUAUUUCUUUGAGCUCAAACUCGUUGAAGGAACCUUACGGUUACGUUAUAACCUCGGAGAAGGCUCUGCUUUUAUAACGGUGGGUCGAGGCUUAAACGAUGGUGAGUGGCAUCUCGUAGAAAUUGUGCGACACGUAGAAAAAGUUUCGUUACGUGUUGACGACGAAAUCAAGAAUCGUGUAACACCUGGAAGGGACUUUGCUUUUGAAAAUUUGUCAAUGAACAGUUUCGUGUACAUAGGAGGUUUGCCAGCUCGGUACAAAUCAAAGCUUUCUCAGCUAGCUUUAACCACCGUCUUCUUCGAACCUCACUUUAAAGGAGCUAUACGUAAAGUUAUCUACUCCAAUGACGAAGCCUCCUCCAGAAGACAAGACAUGAUUGCUUUUCAUGGCAUACGAAAUAACGGGUUGGAUCACUGUAAUUACCGUGAUCCAUGUCAACAUGGAGGUACAUGUAUCAGCACGGACAGUGGCGCCAUCUGUGACUGCAAGAAUGUGGACUACGAGGGGAACUUUUGUGAUAAAGAAAAAUCACAGUCAGAAGCCACUUUUCGAGGAGUGGAAUUUCUCAGUUACGACUUCAAAGCCUUUGGAGGAGGAGAGCCCAUCACCAGUUUAAGUGACACGGUUUCCCUUUUUUUCAAGACUCGCCAGCCCCAUGGGAUGUUGUUUUACACAGGAGAUGGAGAUGACUUCCUUAGCUUAUCGCUACGUGAUGGAGGCAUUGUUCUGACUGUCAGUCUAGGUUCAGGUUCUCUUGAAAGAGUCGUCCGCCCCUCUAGAGUGCGCUUUGACGACAACCAGUGGCACAAAGUUUUAGUUCAUAGAAAAGUUCGAGAAAUCACGGAUGUUACGAGCUUCUGUCACCUUUCUAUAGCUGUGGACGGAGUCUACACGCAACGUGGUUCCACAGCAGGCACCUUCUCCUUUUUGUCUAGUAAGGAACUCUACGUAGGAGGCAGUGACGUAAACAGUGGUCAUCUUGGGAUACACAGUCGUGUCAGUUUUGUUGGAUGCCUACGCAAAGUUAGGUUCCUAGCAGACAGUUUAAGUAUGGAUCUAAUUGAACUUGCCAGUACUGGAAGCAAACUCGUUCGACCACAAGGAAACUUUCAGUUUGUGUGUCAUGAAGUUGAAGCAGCGGACCCCAUUACCUUCACUACUAAGGAGUCGUUUCUGGCCUUAUCCCGCUGGGAUGCCCCACGUGGGGGAAGAAUCUCAUUCAAGAUACGGACCAAUGAACCCAACGGUGUUCUUAUGUAUAACAGCGGCGCCACCGCACAAGGGGACUUUUUUGCCUUCGAGCUGCUGGCAGGUCAUGUAUAUCUCCUAUUGAACUUAGGUUCCGGAUCAGUAAAGGUAAAGGCCACUACUCGACGAGUGGACGAUGGUCACUGGCAUAGAAUUUAUUUGACGAGAAAGAGCAAAUCUGGACGAGUUAUAGUAGACGAAUAUUCAGUCGAAUUUUUUACACAAGGCAACUCAAAUCAACUUGACCUAGAAGGCCCCCUAUACCUCGGAGGAAUAGGAACAAGCCCAGAAGGUAGAACCAUUCCACCAGAGCUCUGGUCGGGAAAGCUUCAAUACGGCUACGUCGGUUGCAUGAGAGAUUUAAUAGUUAACGACAAUGCAGUGGACAUUGCCCUUUACGCCCAGAAACAAGACUCGGGCAGUAUUCGACCCGCCUGCCACACUUCACCGCCCCAGUGUGAUAGCCAACCAUGCUUAAACGGGGGCUUUUGUACAGAGGGCUGGAACCGCUACCUCUGUGACUGUAGUAGGACUAACUUCACUGGUUCAGUUUGUUCUAAAGAUGCUACAACACUUAGCUUUGAUGGAGAACAAUACAUGAAUAUUCAAAUUCCGGAAAUUUCUCGAACUCAGGCCGAAGACAUUCGAUUGAGAUUUAGAACAACUCGACCAAGUGGCCUGUUAUUGGCAACAACACUUGAAAAAUCAGUCAACCAUCUGGUGGUAGCAUUGGAAUCUGGCAGGAUCAAAGUUAUCUUGAAUCUAGGAGACGGAAAUAAGCUGCUCCACGUGGGAAACAGAUUAAAUGAUGACCAGUGGCACACAUUGCAAAUAAUUCGUCGUGGCCAUAAUUUGGUGGUCAGGGUGGACUCGGAAACGCUCAGUGGAGAACUAGUCGGUCACCAGAUGACACUGGAGUUCCAGGACCUCCACAUUGGUGCCUAUAUUCCUUCUGGUAUUCCCGUUUAUUCUCCACAAAGCCAAACCAGAGAUGUUCCUAACUUUAUAGGUCACAUGCAAAAACUGUUGUUCAAUGGCGAUCAGUUCUUUGAGAUGGCUAGAACUGGACAGCUAGUAAACUUUCAGGUUACAGCUAAAUUUGGAAAAAAAGAAGAAAUUGUCCAUCAUCCCGUUACAUUUAAAUCCAAGAACACGUUUUUGGGAAUUUCUCAGCUGAAGGCUUACUCCACCAUGAACUUAUACUUUCAGUUUAAGACACUGGAGCCAAACGGAUUGAUUCUUUACAAUAGUGGUAAAGAACAAGACUUUAUUGCUAUAGAGCUAGUGAACGGACAUCUUGACUACAUUUUUAACCUAGGAGACGGCCCCAAAAAAGUAAGGUCAAAUACACGGCGGACCUUGAAUGACAAUAAAUGGCAUGCGGUGACCAUUGGACGGCAAUCUUUACGUCAACAUACUUUAAUGGUCGACGACAUGAUCGCCACCGUGACCAGUGUGGGAUCCAAUGUUCAUCUGGAUUUAGAUGGACUUCUGUACCUGGGUGGAGUUAGAAGAAGCACGUAUAAUAACCUGCCCAAGUUGGUACAGUCAAAACACGGAUUCGAAGGAUGCCUAGCUUCUUUGGAUCUGAACGGUGAAAUCGUGAAUCCUAUUGCUGACGCUAUUAUUCCUAGUACUCUUGUGUCAGACGGAUGCGCCGGAGCCGAUACAAAAUGCAGCAACAGCGCAUGUGCUAACAAAGGUGUGUGUGUUCAGUUAUGGAAUGGCUACACCUGCGACUGCGAUAUGACGUCAUUCACCGGUCCCACUUGCUCUGAUGAGAGUAUCGCCUAUGAGUUCGGCAGCGGUUCUGGAAUCAUCACUUUCAACCAUCCCCUUGACCGACGACCCGACACUAAAACCGACCUCCUGGCACUGGGUUUCGUCACUGUCAGUGAUAAUGCUAUUUUAGUUCGAAUUUACAGCGGAAGCAGCAACGAUUACUUACAACUUGAAAUACUAGAGGGAAAUAUUUUUGCCGUGUAUAAUCUUGGCACCGAUGAUCACCCGAUCGGAGAGCUGAGUACGAGAGUAGACAAUGGGCAAUACCAUGUGGUUCGGUUUACUCGCUCUGGACCAAACUCUACAAUUCAGCUUGACGACCACAACGUUGUUACGAAGUACCCAAACGGAAAACAAUUAGCAAUUUUUAACAGUCAUUCGAAAAUUGAAAUCGGAGCUAAGAAGAACAUGGGAAGUGGGCGGCUUGAAAAGCCUUUCCAUGGCAUAAUCACCGGACUGGUGUUUAAUGGAGACAGGCUACUAGACAUGGCUUCUGAAGGUGACCCUAGAGUCACUGUGGAGGGUGACGUUGAACUACUUGUUUCCAUUCCGUACGACCUUGGUCAAGUGAGGCCUUCGGAUUCACAGAUGCAUCAGCCUUUAUCUAGAUUCGCUCACAGCGGUGAUGAUCUGGUGUUUUCUGGAGCAGGAUCUGGAUGUUUUGAUGACGAAGACAACUGUGGAGUUAUAGUGGUUGAACCAGGUGAUGACCUUAUCACUCCUAUCUUCAUUCCGCCCACCCACAAACCACGUCAUCCGACACCAAACCCAUCAUCUCGAGUAAGUCAGCGACCAGUAGAAAUAAGGCACAGUGAUGAGACUCUGUGCGAUGACGAAGAGGGUUGUGGAGAGGGUUCAGGCAUUGAGGGUUUUGUCAUCACUAAUCCACCCAUUAAUUAUUACAUACCAGAAAAAGGUGUGUCUAUAUCACAAGAGCCAGCGCCAUCAGCUUCGCCUGUUCCACCUCAGCUUCUCCCACCUUCUUCUACAACCAGUUAUUGGAACGUGGUAAACAAAGGUGAUGCUCAAGUCAAAGCAUGGAAUGCAUCAACUACCUGGCGGCCUAUAAAUUAUAUUUCAACACGUAAUCCUCCAUCAGUAUAUCAAGUACCUAUCCCGGAUAUACCCAAGAAAGACCAGGGCCUGCAGAAGCCAAACAAGAAGCCUAAGAGCUCUGCGGACAACACAGCUCUAGUGAUUGGGAUCAUCGCAGGAGUUUUAAUAUCUAUAGUUUUAAUAGCCUUGAUUGUUUACAAGCUACGAAACCGAACGGAUGGCGCAUAUAAACGUAAUGAGGGUAAGGAUUACCGAUUUGAACCCGUUUCUAACAGCCCUGCCCUUCUUGGUGGCCAACAACAAGCCAACGGCGCACUGAAACCCACGGAAAAGGCCCACAGACUCCCUAAGAAAAAGGACAUAAAAGAGCUUAAGGAGUGGUAUGUGUAGAUUCUCCUUCACAAUAUAGUUUCUCUUGAUGUUAUCGACUACUAGUGCCAUCAAGAGAAACCAUUUAAAAUAAAAGACUAAUGUGAAAGUAAGACACGUGCGGUAUUAUUGUGACUGCCUAUAGUACAAAUUGUGGCAUGUUAGUAGAAGUUAGUGGAGUCAAAAUCUACAAAUUAAAGAAGUUUAAUGAUGAAAGCAGCUAUAAAUCAGUGACCGUCAGUGUUUACUUACAUUGAUUGACAACCUUGAUUUGUACGUAGAAGUUAGUAGGUUUCGACCUGGAGUUAUAUCUUAUUCACAAAUAUUGACUGGCUUGUUCUGCGCAGUGCUUCUGUUCAUUACUGUGUGAGCAAUUUGCCACUUACCCACGCCUUUUGCAUGUUGUUAUAUAAGCUGUAUUUGCAAAAGUUAUUGAACGUGAGUUAUCUGACAUUGGCCUCCACUAGGCGGCGCAGCGUACUUCUAAAUGACUGUGGUAAAGAACUGACAUUAGUCAUUGACCAUACGGACCUAUCCUUUCUAAGUGUAGUUCAUGGCACCUUGUUUGUUCUAUAUGUGUAACAGAAAAAGAAAAUGUUUGUUAGCUGGUCUUCUCCUGAAUAAAACAAGUCUUUUUUUUCUGCUCCGCUGUUAAUCUGACAAAGUCACGAUGAAACCAUCCAUCUACUGCUGUAACAAUGGAUAUCUUUUUUAACGGUAACUAUCGUACAUUUAUUACUGCAUCUCUAGAUCUGCGAAAGCUACAAACGUGUCUUUUUGUUUCUUAAUAAAAUUUGACGUUUUUCGUUCAGAUUAGGUUUUUCCUGGUGGCAGGAUAAAAGUAAAAAGACUGUGUCCACUUAGUAGCAGUGACAGCAUUAUUGAGUUUUGAUUCAAAGUAACCAAGUAUAACAAAGAUAUAUGUGCAUUGUUUAUCCUUAUUGUUUGUUUUUGCUGUUUUGUGUCUGUAGAUAUCUUGUCGAUCGUGUGUAUUACCAUAUUACAAUAUCAAGUAUGUUUUUUUUCUGUUUACGGACCAUGUCGGAGCUUUAAAGUUAUGUUAAAUCAUAAAAUAUAUAAUCACCCAAAAACGAGAUUGUAACACAGUAUAACCUUGCCUAUAUUCGAGGCUGAUUUUAUUCAAGUAGUGACAUUUACAUUUAUCUGUGAACGUGGUAAACACAUUGUAAUUUCCAAUUAGAAUUAUUACUACUACAACAUUAUCUAACGUUUUUUUUUAGCACCACCAGAAAGUAUAUAUUACAAUUUAUUAGUGUCGUAUACUGGGUCUAUUGUUAUGUUGUUUUUGUCCCUCCCUAUUACUUAACUGUUAGUGUUUAGUUGUUGUUAAGAUGGCUUAGCUCCCGCUAUUAUUUAGCUGUCAGUGUUUGGAUAUUUCUAUGUUGGCUUUGCCCGUUCUUACAUAGCUGUCAGUGUUUGGCCAUUUCUAGGUUGACUUUGGCCACCAGUUAUUAGCGGGGACAGUGUUUGGCCUUGUUUCCGCUGUUGCUUAACUGUGAGUGUUUGGCAAUUUCUAGGUUGACUUUGUCCCCGCUAUUAAUUAGCGGUUAUUGUUUGACUAUUUUUAGGUUGCUUUUGUUUCCGCUUUUGCUUAACUGUUAAUGUUUGGCUAUUUCUACGUUGGAUUUGCUACCACUAUUACUUAGCUGUUAGUGUUUGGCUAUUUCUAGGAUGACUUUGCCCCACUAUUACUUAGCUGUUAAUGUUUGACUAUUUAUAGGUUGGCAUUGUUUCCCCUGUUGCUUAACUGUGAGUGUUUGGCAAUUUCUAGGUUGGCUUUGCCCCUGCUAUUACUUAGCUGUUAGUGUUUGGCUAUUUAUACGUUGGAUUUGCCACCACUAUUACUUAGCUAUCAUAUGUGGCUAUUUCUAGGUUGACUUUGUUUUCACUGUUGCUUAACUGUGAGUGUUUGGCAAUUUCUAGGUUGACUUUGUCCCCGCUAUUAAUUAGCGGUCAUUGUUUGACUAUUUUUAGGUUGCCUUUGUUUCCGCUUUUGCUUAACUGUUAAUGUUUGGCUAUUUCUACGUUGGAUUUGCCAUCACUAAUACUUAGCUGUCAUAUGUGGCUAUUUCUAGGUUGAUUUUGCCCCCACUAUUACUUAGCUCUUAAUGUUUGGCUAUUUAUAGGCUUGAAUUGUUUCCCCUCUUGCUUAACUGUGAGUGUUUUGCUAUCCCUAGGUUGACUUUGUCCCUGCUAUUAUGUAGCUGUUAGUGUUUGGCUAUUUCUAGGUUGGCUUUGUUUCCACUGUUGCUUAACUGUCUGUGUUUGGCUAUUUCUAUUGAAUCCUCCCCCCCCCUCCGUUACUUAGCUGUUAAUGUUUGGCUAUUUUAAAGUUGGCUUUUCCCCGCUGUUACUUAACUUUCAGUUUUUGGCUAUUUCUAGAUUGACUUUGUCUCCGUUAUUACUUAGCUGUUAAGUGUUUGAAUAUUUUUAGUUGGGCUUUGUUCUCGCUGUUGCUUAAUUGUCAGUGUUUGGUUAUUUCUACGUUGGCUUUGACCCGCUAUUACUUAUCUGUCAGUGUUUGGUUAUUUUUAGGUGGGUUUUGUCCCGCUGUUACUUAAUUGCCAGUGUUGACUUCUAGGUUGACUUUGCUAUUAGCUGUCAAUGUUUGACUGUCGCUAAGCGAUCGAUAUUCAACUGUCACUUAGUAAGAUCCGAUAUGAUGUAAAGAGUAUUAUGUGUAUCAUUGAUUUCUUUAAUGGUCUUACACAAAUCUUCUUACUGGAUAUGUUAUUAUGAUAUGCUGUUAUCAACAAUAUUUAAUUCAGUCGAGGUGAAAAUAAGUUGGAAAUUGAAUAACUUAUGGAACAUUGUUAAAGACACUUUGACACUGUUAAUGAAAUAUACGUUAUUUUUAAAUGGAUAAUUUGAAGACAACCAACAAUGUUAAUAAUGUUUCAACAAUAAAUACAAAAUGCAUGUUUUAUGUGUCGGGCUAGAUGUGAUUGGUGAGGAAUUAUUCAAUGCUCAUUUAAAGUGUAGUGAAAGCUUAUAUUUAUUGUGUCACGUCGUGAUAAUUGAGUUCUUGGAAGUUGUUUCUUCUAGCAUGUUAGAUAUAUAUGGAUUUUUACACUUCUUGUGGAAUUAUAUCUUAAAAUUCCUCUUGAUUUUUAAUGUUCUAAGUGUAGAGAACCAAUCCCCCUCUGGGCUAGUGGUGAACAUUCAUACACAAACACUGGACCGAGUGUUUUCAGUCUUUUUGUUUUCAGUUUUGUUUAUUACUCAAAUAACGGUGAUAUCUCUAUCAAAUAAAACUUACCCCGAGUUAAGUUAUGGUGGUGACAAGUUUGACAGUCGAACUUCCAAAACGUUCUUCAUCGCUAGUUUAUAAAUUAUUUGUCAACUUGCUAUUCUGAUGUUUAACAGUUCGUGUAUUUAUAUCGUUGCUUACAAACAGUUUAUUCAGAAUUGCUUUUUAUGAAUAUAACAUUUUGAAACAACUUUCUAUGAGAAUUAUAUAACAUUAUCAGCUGUUUUCUACCUUUUAAUUAAUCCUUCUCUACAAAAGAAUAUCUUAUAUAACUAUUGUCUGGUACUUUUUAAAGAAAGAUAAUGAUCUUGCUAUCUUAAUAAUUCAACAUCAUAAAAGUUUUUUUAUAGUUUUUCUUACACAAGAAAUAGAAUAUUAGCAAUUCUUAUAUUUUUUUUCUGUUUCAGGGAAAAGAAUUAUUCAGAAAUGUUAAUUGACUUGCCAUAUUAAACAACACUAUACAGCCUUAUGUAUACAUUCAUUGCAAUAGAUCAACAUUAUAUGGAUUUUUUUAUGGUCCCCAUUCAUGAAGAAUAACUUGUUCGUUCGAAACAAAGCUACACAAUGAGCUAUCGGUGCUCUGCCCACCACGGGUAUCGAAACCCGGUUUCUAGUGUUGUAAGUCCACAGAAUACCGCUGUGCCACUGGGGGGGGGGGGUUACGAAAGAAUAAUAUGAUCCACAGUUCUAUAGAUUUUUAUGUUAGGAAGAAUAAAAUGCUUUUAUAAUAAAAGGGUCAGAAAUGUCUAGAUAUGUUUUGGUUUUAUACGAAAAGGACUAAACUUGUUUAUUCUUUGUUUUCCUCUUAUAAUGAACAGAAUAAUCCAGAUGCCUAAUUCAAGAAGUCAAAUGAUCCAGAAUGUUAGUUUCUCCUUACAUGGAUUUUCCUUAACGAUUUCUUCUGGUUUCUUUGUGUACAGUGAUCCAAGAGUUUUCAUGGUUUCUUGUUAUAAAAAAUAGCAUCAUCCAGAUUUGAUUUAUUUGUUUACUUUGUUGAGAAAUCUAAUGAUCGUGUUUUAUUUUUAAGUAAGAGGAUCAUCAAAAUAUUAUAUGCCUUAAUUUUUGUAGCAACAGAAAGAUUCAGAUUUUCUUCCUUUUUAAAGAAAGUCCAGGUUUAUCUGUAUGUUACAACAAAACAUAUAUAAAUCAGAUUCCUGUUAUCGUUUUGUAUUUUAUAUUUAUAUAGUCAGCAGUAGAAAAAGUCAAUUUCUUUCUUUGGUAUGCUGUAUUUCUAAAAUGUUUUUUACUACCUUACCCUGGUCCUAUUAUUAAAUCAUUCAAAGCACUAAAUCAAAAGUAACCUUAUAUAUUAAUUUAACUAAUAUUUUUAUUUAUUUCUAAUUAAUUAAAGCUAAAAUUUUGCUGAAUAACUAACAUUUACAAUAAAGAUGGAAUUUUGUUCCAUAAUAUCAGGGAUACUGAUUUUGAUCUACUCUGUAUAAAGCACAGAACUUCCUAGAAGGGUACGUUCAAUUACUUCAGUUAGGGGAGUUUAUCAAUACAUUUCACUUUAAAUCAUUAUGAAAUUAUUAAUCAAGUUGAACAGCAAUAACUAAAAGCUUAUUCAGAACAAUCACACUACUGCUAUAAUCAAUUCAAUUUUUAGUUUCAGUAUAUUAAGAUAUGAAUUAGGGACUAGCAUCGUAAUCUUGAAUGUUGAAAAUCUAUUUAAUGUAAGUGCAUUAAAUAUAAUUAAAAUGAGAUAAUUUUUUAAAGUUAAAGCAAUAAUAAUUGAUUAAACAUCUUCAGUACUACAAAGAAUUGCUCAAAGGUUUUUAUUGAUCAACAUUGUUAUAUAUAUAUAUAAAAAACUCAAAUAUAUCCAGUUGAAUAUAUAAUAAGACAAUGCAAAGAUCGAUGAAAUAAUCUAGAAUAAACCUGGACAGGCCGACAUAGGUUUUCCACAUCAGAGAAGAUAAUUGCAUUUUCUUAGUCUUCAUUGCUUGGUUGAAUUUCAUUUUAAACUUUAUUUAAUCUUCUUUAAAUCAUAAAAUUAAUCAUACACAGUUUACUACUAUAUCAGAAUUUAAAGCGUGUUAAGAAGGUUGUAUUUGAUAGCUAGUUAUAUAAUUAUUUUGUUUUAUAUGAAACUCUGUUUUUAAAUAAUUCAAAAUAUGCUCAUUCGAUUAGGUUGCAAUUUUUAGAAUUUGUGAUUCACUUUUAGGAAAACAAUUCUAAAAACCUUGCAAACAAAUGACUUUGAAAGCAGUUUUUGUAUUGCUAUAUUUAACUUGUUGUUUAGUUACUCAGUUGCAAAACGCAUAUUGCACUUACCGUGAUUAAUUAUCAAAUGACUUUCAAUAAUGUAGUUAGCUAAAGGCUACUUCUUUAUUUCUUGAUUGAGAUAAAGGUAGGUAAUAAGGUUUUGAAAUGCAGAUUUCUCCUAUGUUUAGUUGAUGUAAAAAUAGAUGAAUUAGGUGACUAUAUCGUGCAUUUAAAAAGUCUUACUUCUCAAUUCUAAAAUUUACUGAUCAAUGUUAAGAAACCCCAUUAUCAAAAUAUGAUAAAAUUACGUGUGAUAUUGUGAUGACGUUAUAUUAUGCUGUUCUUUUUUAGCUAAAGCCGAGUAGAAACCGUAUGUUAUGUAAUUAUCAAUAAAAUAAAAAGGAAACGUUUAUCUUAGGCCUUGCUAAUGGAAAAAUAACAAAUGUGCAAAGGUAAGUAUUAAAUAAAAAGAUAACCGUUUCAAUUGAAAGCUUUCUAUUAAAUAAAUUAUAUUCAGUUAAAAACUCAAAGAAAAUUUUACAGAUUUGUCCGCUAAAAUAUUGAUUAUUUCCCUUUAGAAGUUCCUUGUAUCUAAUGAGGUUUUGUGAUCCUUGUAUUUAGGAAAAAAUGAAUAAACUCUUCCCAUUAA
This is a messenger RNA of Limulus polyphemus (Atlantic horseshoe crab), 11483 nucleotides long. RefSeq names its product neurexin-1-like. The coding region runs from base 709 to 5379 and encodes 1556 amino acids. The record is from RefSeq and is a predicted model, not a curated record. The transcript is spliced from 20 exons. NCBI's taxonomy places the organism in Eukaryota, Metazoa, Arthropoda, Merostomata, Xiphosura, Limulidae.